AUGUCAGAUCUCCAGCUAGAAGACUCAGAUGUGAUCAAGCAAUGCAAACAUGUAAUCGGCCUCUUCAAAGGCAAAGAACGCAACUUCUGGUUCGUCAGGACCCCUGAGUUGUAAGUAAUUCUACUCAGUAAACUGGCAGCUUAUUCUUGUGAAAUCUGGAGUUUUACGGAAAUUUCGAGUUUUUUUUUAAAAAAACCAGGAGAUCAAGAGCUAGACAAGAUCCUUCAAAAAGUGUUUUGACUUGUUUGCCAAACGGUUUAUGACGCAUAAGACUGUUUCACAUCAAAAUCAAAUCAGUUUUGCGAGAGUCUCAAGUGUCUGAAUAUUCAAAAAUCACUUUCCCUAAUUAGCCUCCCGUAUGUCAUGUUUCUCGUUUUCUUUUCACGGUUGUAACGAGACUGCUCGUUUCUCCAUAGAGAAUUCAUUUUUCAUCGAUGACUUGUCGAUGAAAAAUCAUUUUGGAGCACAAAGUAUACAAUAAUAUGAUUGUUUCAGUCUAAUUGAUGCCAAAGACAACCACAUUCCUAUCCCAAUUGGUCACCUCGGAGUGACCUGUGACCUCGCCUUUGCGAUUGUAAUUGGGAAAGACCUGGGCCACAACAGUGGCCACGAUGAGAUCAAGAAGGCCAUCAAUGGAUAUGGAGCCAUGCUCUUGGCCAGAACUAAGUCAGUUUCACUUUGACACUCACAUAUAUAAAAUUGUUCUUAUCGGCCUUAGCGUAAUCUAUCCUAUUUUAGAGACUCAGAAUAUGAAGAUCCUGAAGGAACAGGGCUCCACAAAAUCCACGAAUUCUCAGAUGGAACCGCUCUCUCCACCCUUGUGAACACUGAUUAUGCUGUUGGAAUAGAGAAGAGUGCGGUAAGUCGAUCAUGUCAACAAUUAUCUUAUAGUAAACAUCAAUUAUCAUAUAAUUUCUGAUCUCUAAACCGGAAAUAGAUCUUUCUAAAAUACUCGAGAACAAAGUCUUACUAAUUUUACAACAGCACACGAGGUUUUUUGGUCACGUUUCCUUAAAGUAGACAUUUUUUUUCAACCGCGCGUUUUAUCAGCGACCGUCUUUAUAAAAAUGAUUUCAUAAAAGCUUCACGAAACCAAAUAUCGUUCCAACAUUACACACCAACUUAAUUUAGAAGGAAGCUAAAAUCUUUUUCCGAAAAAUCAAAACUCCUUUAUAUUACACAUGACCUCCGUGUUUCAGGUAUGGUACUCGGUAAACGACAAGAACGUAAAGAAGAUCCCCAUUGCUUCCCUUCCCCAUGACCCUAUUUCCUUGGUGUUCGAAGCUCUAAAAUGGGGAACACUAAACACCGGGGACCUUGUUUUAUAUGCCGAAGAUGGAGAACACUAUUGUAAGGCGGGAGACACCAUCGAAUUGGGAUUGGAGAACUUCCUCCGAUCACAAUUCACUGUGGAGAAAAUGAGCGAGCUGCAAGCAACGGUCAAUGAGGAUCUCCAUCGACACGAAAAGAUGACCAUGCAUGUGGUUGAUGAGCUCAUCCAUUGA
This is a messenger RNA of Bursaphelenchus xylophilus (pine wood nematode), 1505 nucleotides long. NCBI's taxonomy places the organism in Eukaryota, Metazoa, Nematoda, Chromadorea, Rhabditida, Aphelenchoididae. The record is from the annotation of a GenBank genome assembly.